Pipistrellus kuhlii (Kuhl's pipistrelle) is the source of this 3852-nucleotide messenger RNA. Its product is annotated as zinc finger protein 555. Bases 907 to 2550 code for a protein of 547 amino acids. The transcript is spliced from 4 exons. Gene Ontology annotation, cellular component: nucleus. Gene Ontology annotation, biological process: negative regulation of transcription by RNA polymerase II. Lineage: Eukaryota; Metazoa; Chordata; Mammalia; Chiroptera; Vespertilionidae. The record is from RefSeq and is a predicted model, not a curated record. Gene Ontology annotation, molecular function: RNA polymerase II cis-regulatory region sequence-specific DNA binding; DNA-binding transcription repressor activity, RNA polymerase II-specific.
GGUAGUUACAAAAUAGUCAUGGGAAUAUAAAGUAUAGCAUAGGGAAUCUAUAUACAUAACAGCCUAAGUGAUCGGCUGACUGGCCAACCAGCCAACAGGCUGAUCGCUAUGACGUGCAAUGACCAUUAGGGGGCAGGUGCUCAGUGCGGGAGCUGCUGAGCAACAGCAACUCUGCAGAGUGCUCUCUCACACUUGGACUGCUGGUUUUGGCCCGAUGCCUGCAGGCCGGGCUGAGGAACUCUACCUGCCAGAGGGACCCCGCUCACUCCACAGACCACCUUCAAGCCUCGGUGCUGCCCCGGGUGCAGCUGGCCAGGGAGGGACUGCGAGAGGUCAGCUCCAGGGCAUGUCCGGCCUGUCUCGCCCAGUCCUGCCCUACCGGCCACCUUCUAAUCAAUGUGCACGAAUCCAUGCACCAGGCCUCUAGUUUAUCAGUAAUAUUGUAAUAUAACUAUGUAUGCUGUCAGGUGGGUACUUACCACGGUGAUCACUUGGUAAGUUAUAUAAAUGUCUAAUCACUAUGCUGUACAUCUGAAACUAAAAUAGUAUUGUAUGUCAACUGUAAUUGAAAUAUAAAAUUAUUUUUUUUAAAUGUAAGCCCUCAUCCAGGUUUUACUUUGGGCUUCACAUAGUACUGAGUGAUGUGGUACGCAGUAGGGAAGGAGCUGAAGUUGUCUGUGUCACAUGGGAUUGGUGGUUCAUAAAGUGUGAAUAUUUGUUUAAUUUGCAAAGAAUUUCUUUAAUUUCCCUAAUGUGGUCUGAACCCUUUGGUUAGAGAAUAAGUCUUGAUGUGAACACAGAAGAAAUGUAGAGCACUCAGUGGGCUUUGAGGACGUGGCUUUGGACUUCUCCCAGGAGGAGUGGGCUCUGCUGGAUGCUGCUCAGAGGGAGCUCUACAGAGACGUGAUGCUGGAGACCUUCAGGAACCUGGCAUCCGUGGAUGAUGAGACUCAAUUUAGGUUCAAUGGGUCAGAUUCUCUGCAGGAUAUUUUUGUGACUAAAAUGUCCAAGGAAGAUAAAAUAGCGAAGUUCACCAGAAAUUCUUGGGUCUCUGUCUUAGGAAAAAUUUGGGAAGAACUUAGCAUUGAAGAUAAGCACACAAACCAGUGGAGAGAUCUGAGAAAUUAUGUGGUGGAGAGACUCUGUGAGAGUAAUGAGCAAUAUGGGGAAGGCUUCAGUCCGACUUCAGAUCUUAAUCUGUACCAGAAAGCCUUUACCGAUAUAAAAGAGAAUGAAUGCAAUACAUAUGCAAAAGUCUUCAUGCAUCAUUCAUCUCUACAGAGUCACAUUGCCAUUCACACUAGACACAAACCGUAUCAGUGUCAGGAAUGCGGGAAGGCCUACAGUUGUUCUUCAGACCUAAGAGUACAUGUGAGAACCCACAAAGGAGAGAGGCCCUAUGCAUGUAAGUUAUGUGGGAAAACCUUUCCUUGUACUUCUUCCCUCAACCGGCACAUAAGGAUUCAUACUGCGGAGAAAACCUAUGAAUGUCAGCAAUGUGGGAAAGCCUUCAUUGAUUUUUCAAGUCUUACUAGGCAUCUGAGAUCCCACACUGGAGAGAAGCCCUAUAAAUGUAAGGAAUGUGGGAAAGCCUUCAGCUAUUCCUCAACUUUUCAAAGACACAUGAUCACACACUCUGGAGAGAAGCCCUAUAAAUGUAAGGAGUGUGGGAAAGCCUUCAGCUAUUCCUCAACUUUUCAAAGACACAUGAUCACACACUCUGGAGAGAAGCCCUAUAAAUGUAAGGAAUGUGGGAAAGCCUUCAGGUAUUCCUCAACUUUCCGGAGACACAUGGUAUCACACACGGGGGAGACACUACAUAAAUGUAAGGAAUGUGGAGAAGCCUUCGGUUACUUCUCAGCUUUCCGGAGACACAUGAUAUCACACACCGGGGAGAAACCCUAUGAAUGCCAACAGUGUGGGAAAACCUUCAAUUAUCUCCAAUCCUUUAGAAGACAUGGAAGGAUUCACACUGGGGAGAAACCCUAUGAAUGUAACCAAUGUGGGAAAGCAUUUAGCCAUCCCUCGUCCUUUCAAGGACAUAUUAGAGUGCACACUGGAGAGAAGCCUUAUGAAUGCACUCUGUGUGGGAAAAGUUUCAACUGGCGCGAAUCCUUACGAAAACACAUGAGGACACACACUAAAGAGAAGCAUCCUGGAGACAAACCGUAUGAAUGCAAACUAUGUGGGAAAGCGUUCUAUUGCCACAUGUCCUUACAAAAACAUAUGAAAAGGCACACUGCCGAGAAACUCUACAAGUGCAUGCAGUGUGGGAAAGCUUUCAGUUGGCCCGAACUUCUGCAACAGCAUGUGCGAAAACACUCCGCAGAGAAACCUUACGAGUGUAAGGAAUGCGGGAAAGUCUUCAAAUGGCCAUCAUCGUUACCGAUACACAUGAGAAUGCAUACUGGAGAGAAACCUUAUGCGUGUAAGCAGUGUGGGAAAGCCUUCAAUCGUUCCUCAUCCUUAAGAAGACAUACGAGAACACACACUACAGAAAAACACUGCAUCUAUAAUGUGGGAAGUCCUCCUGCAAGUGUAUUUUCAUGAACAGUGCUUCAGAAAAUUCACACCAGGAGGGUAGUCUUAUGAAAGCUGUAAAUAUGGUGUUGCCUUUAUGAGUAUCUCAUUAUUAAAAUGGACCUAUCGGUAGUAUAUUUCCAGUUUUUUUGCAAAUAAACAUUUAGGUGAAAAAUAACUCUCAAAGUACUCUUAGCUAUAGUACAUAAAAUUUGCGUGUAGUGUUUUGUUUUUUUUACAUUUCAGUAAACAAAACUUUUGUCAUUAGUUUGUUUACUUUAAAUGGUCCUGUAAAGGGUUAUUGGAACAAUGACACUUUAUUUGUUGGAUUUUUUUACUGACUUAAUGUGGCAGAUACGGAUAUCAACCAUCAUAUAUUUUGGCCAGAGGAGUCUUCCACUUUUCUUGUGUUUUUGUAAUUAUAAAGUUAUAUGAAUUGUUGUUUUCAGCUUUUGCCCGCCCCUGUUGUUGUUGCUUGUGAUUGGGAAUUGGACAGUAGGCAUUUACUUAAGAAAUCCUUGUGAUAUCACCAUGAGAGAGACAGGGUUUGAGAUGGUUCUGUUGGAUUGUGCUGUGUCAUUGUGGCCAAUGGGAAUUGCAGGUCCCAGAAUCCUUUAUGAUUCCAUGUUCUAAUUCACCAGUGGCCUAACUUGGCAUCAGAUUUGGAACCUGAGCCUGAACCCUAGCCCUAACCCUAACCCUAGAUCUAACCUGAUGACAUCAGCACUACCAGCAUGUCCCCUGGCCCAAACCAUUAUUUUUUGGAGCUUUAUUAAAGUGUGAUAGAAAGGUAGGGCUUCUAGAUGCUAGCUUUCAGCCCCUCUCCCUGGUGUCUUUGCCUGACUGACAAAGAAUAUCAUUAAAAAGAAAUGCAAGUGCUUGACUUCCACUCUUCUCAGAGGUACAGGCUUCCACAGACAUCUCCAUGAGCUCACUCGGUAUCAGUGAUCCAGACAUUUGUGUAGUCAGGUACUCCCAACCUGUAUUUUCCCAGGAACUGUAAGGUGUCCUCCAGACCACUAAUCCAGACUCAUGGUCAGUGACUCUAAUACUAUGAUUCACCCUCUUCUCUAGAUUGUAAUAGAGUUCAUAAAGUCUAAUGUGUACAGCACACACUGUUCUUAAUAUUUUCAGUGGUUCUCUGAUCCUGCCUCCACCACAAAAACUAUAGUAUUGCAGCAAAAUAAAACACUUGGGGCUUCGUUGAUCUGUUGAAUUUUUAAGUGAGCUAACCCAGCUCUUUGUGAGAACACACACCUUCCUCAUCUAGCAGCUUUGGGAAAAUUUCUGUGACACAGAACUAAGUUCAGUUCCUUCAUAUGAGUUUAAUUU